AUGUCCAACUUAAACCCAACAGCUCCAGUGGGAAUGAAUCCAACACCGGAAGAUCCUUCACAACCCCACACCCAUCAACCCAACGCCCACUACCCAUACCCAACAGACCAUGCUUACGCGAUCCCACCACCACCACCUCAUCACCACUUCAAUUACGCAAACGCACCACCUCAUCACAACUUCAAUCAACCACUACCUUGCUCUUGGUAUCCUCCUCAGGGGGGUCAAUUUCUCUCUCAUCCUCAUCCUCCUCCCGGUGUGCAUGGUGGUCCAUCAAAUUCCCUCGACACCGCGGCCUCUCUUGUUUACACUGGCUCCGAACAUCUUACUCCUGUCCCUUUCGAACAUCGUCCCUACUGGGGGCAUCAUACGUAUCCCGCUUUUCCCAACAUGUUGUCUGCUGGGUACCCAGCCCCUCCGUCUUUCCCCCUCACUACGAAUCCUCUGAAUCAUUAUCACAGUCCUUCCAACUUUCCUACUCAUAACUUCCCUCCUCAUGGUUUUUCUCAUCCGAUGAACUCGACGCACGGUGUUACCAGUGCUACGCUUCAAAAAGAUACCUUUCAACCGUAUCCUGUAACCACUUCGACUCCAGCUCCCACUCCAACACCCAUGCCUGACCCCGCCUCGACUGAUCACAACGCUACUAUUGUCAAUACCCAAACUACCAGCACAACGAUCAUUGCUCCUGUAGACAGUCUUUCAAUGUCAAUUGAACCCGAGGUCAAUCCUACGAUCAACAAUCCUACAAUCAACAAUCCUACGAUCAAUGCUAUGAUUGAAGAUGUCGAAGAAAUUGUUCAGGUACCAAAUGAACGAGAUGAUGAUUGGCCAACCAUUGGUCAGUUGCUAUUUCAAUCUUAA
Messenger RNA from Melampsora larici-populina 98AG31, 864 nucleotides. RefSeq lists its product as uncharacterized. The coding region runs from base 1 to 864 and encodes 287 amino acids. The record is from RefSeq and is a predicted model, not a curated record. Lineage: Eukaryota; Fungi; Basidiomycota; Pucciniomycetes; Pucciniales; Melampsoraceae. The transcript has a single exon.